Messenger RNA from Effrenium voratum, 2005 nucleotides. The record is from the annotation of a GenBank genome assembly. Lineage: Eukaryota; Dinophyceae; Suessiales; Symbiodiniaceae.
CAAAGUCCUCGGCUUUCCUCGCUUCGCUUUUUCCGAUUGGAUCGAUUCGGGGCAUCCGAAUCGACAUGGAGAGUUUGUACCAGCCGGUGGGGGCGCCACCGCGGGCGCCAGGCGCCCCGCGCUGCGACUGCGAGGCGGCGCGCAGUUUGGCGCCGGCGGUGGGCAUCCUGGCGGCGGCCGCGGCCAUGACCUUCCUGGUGCCUGCGCUCAUGGGAGUGACCCACAAGGCAUCUCCAGCUGCUUCUUCCGGGGCUGCUCCCGCCGCUGGAGUAGUUCCAGUGCCUGGCGUUGGAGUGGAGACUUGGACCGAGACCAGCAGUGCUCCGACGACCCCGAAGGCGACCAGCAUCGCCGACCAAAAUCGGCUGGAUCUGGAGCUCUCGUUCCAGCUGGACUGGCUGGGCGCGUCCCCGAGCGAGAGGCAAGACCUGGAAGACAAGCUUCGGUCGGCCAUCGCCCGGAAAGCAAAGGUUCCGCCGGAAUAUGUGCGGGUGGCCGUGCCGGAAGCCGCCGGCAAGGUGGAGGCGAAGGUGGUGCCUCCCCCGGGCGCCACGCCCGGGGAUCUCAAGGCGCAGCUCGCGGAGCUGGGGCCCACGCUGGCGCAGGCCGCAGCCGCGGCCUCUGCCACGGUGUCCGGGCUGGAGGUGAUGUUUGUGCCCGCGCGGCACGAGGGGAUUCGGCGCUUUGCCACGAAUCCGAGCACAACCACCACUACCACCACUACCACCACGACCACGACCACCACGACCACCACGACUAGCACUACACGUAUCACCUCCGCAAGCACCACUGGGGAGAUCCCAACUUUGGAGCCUUCCGCGAGUGUGGGCGGCGCCGCCAUGAUGUUUGUGGUGGCGGUUCAGAUGAACUUCGAGGACCUGGAUGCCUUCGAUGAGCCCAAGUACCUCGAGGCCUUCGCGAGAACCGUCCGCCUGCCCAGGAACAGCGUCACAGUUGUGCAGACGGAGUACCGCACUGAGGCGACCUACGUGGUGCCGCGGCUGCUGAAAGCGGAGCAGCUGCGAAGAAGCUUAGCGCAGGCGCUGGGGGUUCCCCUCUUCGCGGUGGAGGUGACCAGACCGGGCCGCCGCCUGCAGGCGGGGUCCUCGGGCGCCGCCUUCCGCGCCGCGGUGACCACGGAGGACGCGACGCGCGCAGCGCGCUUCGCGGCGGUGCUGGGGCAGCCGGGCGAGGUGGUGAACGCCAUGCGCCGCGCGGGCCUGGCGGCGCUGCCGCUGGAGCUGCAGGGGGCGCCCUGGGCAUCCGUAGUUCUCCACACGGAGUUAGCACUGCCGCCUGAGAAAGGGGAGCCGGCGGUGCGGGGCCUGUCCAAAGAGCUUAGCCGGCAGCUGGGGGUAGACGUCACCGCAGAUGUGCUGGGAGUGCGGCAGGUACAGGAGCAAGAGCUGCUGGGCGCCCCCCAUGGGCCAGCGGCCGCCUGGACGCCGUCCCCGGCGCCGCCUGUUGUGUCCACAGCGGCGCCGUCCCCGGCGCCUUCGCAGCCGGCGCCGUCCAGGGCGACGUUUGCGGAGGGCGAAGCCGGGCGGCUGCCACUGCAGGCGGCAAAGGUCCGCCACAACAACCUCGGGGGCGCGCGCGCGGGGCGGGGGCCGCUUGAGCUGCGGUACGGCGGGGUGGGUUCCGCGGAGGGUGUCCCGCUGGACGUCGUGCUGCGGGUCAUGGGCGGCACGUACCAACCCGCCAUCAACGGCCUCACCGGGGGGCAGGGCCAUCACUUCGCGGCCUCGGUGAAUGUUGCCGCCGGCACGUCCGUGGAUCUGCAGAUCAGCUUAGUCUCGAGUCAGGCGCCGUCGGCGAAAGUGCGGCGCAUCUACUUGCAGGUCUUCGACAUCGAGGACCCGCGGCCGAUGCUUUCUGAGAGGGAGGUGGCGGUGAAGCAUUGCGAGGCGGUGCUUUGGCCCAACGGCACUCGGAACGUCCAGCCUAUGGAGAUCUCGGCUCAGGUAGGGUUUUGAUCAAAGCUCAUGAAACCACCUCUUGGUCG